Messenger RNA from Chenopodium quinoa (quinoa), 2467 nucleotides. RefSeq lists its product as uncharacterized. The coding region runs from base 434 to 2218 and encodes 594 amino acids. Gene Ontology annotation, molecular function: RNA binding. Gene Ontology annotation, cellular component: nucleus; cytoplasm. NCBI's taxonomy places the organism in Eukaryota, Viridiplantae, Streptophyta, Magnoliopsida, Caryophyllales, Amaranthaceae. The transcript has 7 exons. The record is from RefSeq and is a predicted model, not a curated record.
AUUUAUAUAAAAAAAAAUAAUUUAAACUACAUAUUAUUAUAAAUCUUUAUAAUAUUUGGUAAAAUCGUAUGUAGGAAUUUAAGCCACUAAUAAUACAUAACUUAGCAUAACCCUUGGUCAUUUUCAUCAACAUUAAAUCCAAGCCCACUAUAAAUAUCACUACCUUCAUAUCUUUCAAUUUCUCACACUCCCUUGCUUCUUAAGCAAUCCCCAUUUUUAAACCUCCUUCAAUUUCUCUCUCCUCUGUUUUUUCUCUUCCGAAAAUUGCCCAAUUAUGGAUUCUGGGUUUUCUUCAAAAUUCUAAUUGAAAUUAGGGUUUUGGUUUUCCUUACAAAUGUCUCAAUAAUACACCCUCAAAAAACAAAAUUUCUCCUAUUUGUAAAAGAAAAAAAAAAAAAAAAACCUCUGGUUUUUAAGCUUUUUUCUGUCAUCAAUGGCGAAGUUUGUGAACUCGUUCGCUUUACUCGACGGCGACGUAGAGGAUGAUGACGUUGAAGCUCUUUUCAAUCGCAUUGUCAACAAAGCUUUUGACUCGUUGAUGCAUGCGCAUAAUGAGGAUGAAACUUCAGCCCGCAAUGGUAGUGGUGGUAGGAAAGGAGGUAAAGGCCAUUGGGUUGGAAGCCGUGAUGAUAGAAAUGGUUGGGACGAUGAUAUACAGGGAGGUGAUGGACUUGAAUGGAAUCAUAGUAGAGAUUCUUAUGGAAGUGGGGAUGCAGUUGGAGAUGGAAAAAGCCUUGAUUGGGGUCAAGGCCAUGGUAAGGAUUCCGGUGGCGAAAAUAGGUGGGGGGAUGAUGUGAAUGAGGCUUUUGGUGGUGAAAAUGGGUGGGGUAAUGUGAAUGAGGCUUCUGGUGGCGAAAAUGGGUGGGGUAAUGUGAAUGAGGCUUCUGGUAGUGGUGACAGUAAUAUUCAAACUGUAAAUGAUGAUGCUGGGUGGCAGAAGGUUUCAAAGAGUCAAGGGAAGGGUUAUGCUGAUAAUGACCGCGCUUUUGGAGUUGAGCAUGGUUACAAGAAUGGGAAUGAUGUUGAGGAGAAGAGAGGUUACGGGGAUCAAGUUCAAUAUAAUGGUGCUGCAGAUGGACAGAGGCAAUUCAGAUAUGGAAACCAAAGAUAUGGCGGUGAGAGAAGAGGGUAUGUGAAUCAAGGUCAGGGUAAUAAUGCUGCAGAUGGACGAAGAUACAGGAAUGGAAGGCGGGGCUAUGAUGGUGAGAGGAGAGGUCAUGAGGAUAAGGUUCAAGAUAACAAUGCUAAUUCUGAACAGCAUAGUAUGGAAGUGGAUGUAAGUGAAGACAAUAGAACUGGAGGUGAAGAGAGGAAAUACAGAAAUGGAAACCGGAAUUGUGGUGAUGAGAAGAGAGUUUAUGGUAGAAACAGGGAAAGAGGUAGACAGGAUUACAGAAGGACUGAUGGUGGUGAAGGGAAGGAGACUGUCAAUGCUGAUGAUGGGCAUGAUUUCAGAGCUGUACAUGUCAAUGGUUCUGGAGGUGAUGCUGAUUUGGUUUGGGAAGCCUCAAAAGCUGCAGAAGUUGAAGAACAUAACAUUACUGAAGAGGUCUCUGAAGAUACUCGAGUCUCAAAGGAGGAUACAGAAGAGCAGAAAAAGAAAACCGAACUUGAGCUUAAAAAGAAAGAGGAGGAAAUGAAGGAAGCUGCACUCAUGACUCUAGAUCAAUAUGAAAAACUGCUCUUAGAGAAGAAACAGGCGCUGAAUUUGCAGAAGACAGAAUUGAGGAAAGUGUCUAUUGACAAGGAAUUGGAGGGAAUGCGACUGAUUGAGAAAAAGCCUGUUGCUAUCAAUGAUAUAUGGAAAUCUGCUAAGGACAAGCAAAAGAUGAAAAAUAGUCCCAAGAAUCAAGCAUCAGAAACUUCAAAGACAGAAGACAAUGGAGAGGUUACUGAGAGUGAUGUCAAUCUGAUAUCCGAGGAGGAAAAGCUGCAGAAAGAUGGAAGUCUUGAGAAGAAGGAAAAGAGCCGUAAAUUUGUGGCUGUCGAGGUACAUGAAAUCUUCAAGCCAACUUUCCAUCGUCGGAGUUCUGGUGGAAGGUGGCAAAGUCGUGGUGGUCGUGGUGAGCAAGGUGGCUUCAGUGACCGGACUAACAGUGAUGCUGCUGCACGCACACCUGCACGUGCUCCUGCUUCUAGGCACCCACGCAUUCCAACGGACAAAGAUUUUCCUGUCCUGGGUGCUACUCUUCCUGCUCCUGUGAAACACUCAGCUUAGUUUUCGUUCUUCCUAGUUAAUAGACCUAUUAAGACAGAAAUAUUAGUCCUCUUUAGCUGGUUGUCUAGAAUCCUUAGGCUUGGCUUAAACAUUAUAGUUUAUACAAAGUGAUUGUUUUAAUUGUUAUCCUCUGCUGCUGGUUAUCUGUGGUUAAGUUGAUGCUGUAUGUUCUGAAGUUCCUUACAGUACAGGUUCUGCUGCACUUGAAUCGGAAGUUUUGGUUACUUAAAUCAGAUUGUUUGUCUAGAA